Messenger RNA from Amblyraja radiata (thorny skate), 945 nucleotides. RefSeq names its product olfactory receptor class A-like protein 4. Gene Ontology annotation, cellular component: membrane. Gene Ontology annotation, biological process: G protein-coupled receptor signaling pathway. NCBI's taxonomy places the organism in Eukaryota, Metazoa, Chordata, Chondrichthyes, Rajiformes, Rajidae. Bases 1 to 945 code for a protein of 314 amino acids. The record is from RefSeq and is a predicted model, not a curated record. The transcript has a single exon. Gene Ontology annotation, molecular function: pheromone receptor activity.
AUGGCGGAACACCCCGUCCAGGUGUUUGCGUACGGCUUGCUCGUGAGCUGCGGGAUUUUGGGGAACGCCGUAGUCAUCUGGAUCGCGGCCGACUCCACCCGGGAGAACCGCUACCUGGCCUCCUCCGACCUCAUCCUGAUGAACAUUGCCGUGGCCAACCUGCUGCUGUCCCUCACCAGGAACACCCUGCUCCUCUUCUUCGACGCCGGCUACUCCGUGUCCUUCACCGACGUGGGGUGCCGGAUGAUGAUGUUCGUCUGGACUUGGCUGAGGUCGGCUAGCAUCUGGGUCACCCUCAGCCUCAGCAUCUUCCACUUUGUCACCAUCAGGGCAAGCCGCACCAUGCUGCAGAAGCUGAACGAGAGGAACAAGAUUGCAAAAGCCAUGGUGAUCGAGUGGGCUCUGAGCUUUGUCUACUCCAGCGUUGCCCUGGGCUACUCAUCCAAUACAAAGACUAACAGCACCAAUAAUCUAAUGUUGAUCAGUAGUACCAUUAGGCCACUGCUUGGCUGUGUGUGGACAUUUCCAGAUGAUACCAGUGGUCUUAUUUACACAAUGAUCUCAGUUGUUAUACAUGAAGCAAUCCCAAUAAGCCUAAUGAUUCUUGCAAACGCUGCCACCUUGUUGUUUCUCUACAAGCACUACAGAAAAACGCAGGAUGUUGUGUUUAAUAAUAAUCUGAUCAGCACUGAGUGGAAAGCAGCCAAGACCAUCCUGUACCUGAUUUUGUUGUUCAUUUUUUGUUGGGGCACGCACGUGUUAUCAAUAAAUUAUUAUAAUUUUAUGGGCAGCCCCUCCACCCGCUACAUGCUGAUUAUCGCCAGGUUUUCAGCCUCGGGGUUUGUGGGCUUCUACCCACUGGUCGUAGCGACAGGCCACGGCAAAUUGAAAAGGAAAAUGGCCAACAUCCUGAGGUGUAGGUGGCUGAAGUCUCUCAAUCAGUGA